This is a messenger RNA of Sphaerodactylus townsendi, 3686 nucleotides long. It is a transcript of the gene SLC8A2, whose product is annotated as solute carrier family 8 member A2. The record is from RefSeq and is a predicted model, not a curated record. The coding region runs from base 254 to 3073 and encodes 939 amino acids. Gene Ontology annotation, biological process: cell communication; calcium ion import across plasma membrane; sodium ion transmembrane transport. Gene Ontology annotation, cellular component: postsynapse; axon; sarcolemma. The transcript has 8 exons. Gene Ontology annotation, molecular function: calcium:sodium antiporter activity. Lineage: Eukaryota; Metazoa; Chordata; Lepidosauria; Squamata; Sphaerodactylidae.
GUAGCUGUUGGGGGCCGGCUGGCUUCAGGCUCGAGCAGCAGCUAGGGGCUCCUCAGCUCCCCCCCCCCCCUCUCGCAAGGCAUCCUGCCUAGCCGCUCCUCCGGUGUUUCCAGGCACGCACGCACGCAGCCAGCUUCCAGCCCGGCGGAGCAAGGGGAGGAUGGCGAGGAAGUGACUUGGCCACAGCUGCGGAGAAGGGGGGUCUCGAAGGGGCGCUGCGAAAGAUCCUGUUGGCGUGAACUGUUGAACGAGGAUGGUGUCAUCAAGGUGGGGGUGGUGGCUGUCCUCUUGUUCCCUUGCCAAAGUUCUGGUGGCCUCGGCCGUCUUUGCGGAGAACGCCUCCCAGGUGGGCGCAUACGAGAAUGAGCCGCAGGCCAACAGCACCACCAGCACCACCAACUGCAACGGAUCCAGCGGAUGUCAGCCGGGGGUUCUUCUCCCCGUUUGGCAGCCGGACAACCCGUCCUUGGGCGACAAGGCUGCCCGGGCAAUUGUCUACUUCGUGGCGAUGAUGUACAUGUUUCUGGGGGUCUCCAUCAUUGCCGACCGCUUCAUGGCCUCCAUUGAGGUGAUCACAUCCAAGGAGAAGGAGAUCACCAUCACCAAGUCCAACGGCGAGACCAGCAUCGGCACGGUGAGGAUUUGGAACGAGACGGUCUCUAACCUUACCCUCAUGGCGUUAGGCUCGUCCGCACCGGAAAUACUCCUCUCGGUCAUUGAGGUCUGCGGCCACAACUUUGAAGCAGGAGAACUGGGCCCGGGUACCAUUGUGGGCAGCGCAGCCUUCAACAUGUUUGUGGUCAUUGCUGUGUGCGUCUACGUCAUCCCAGCCGGGGAGAGCCGCAAGAUCAAACACCUGAGAGUCUUCUUUGUCACAGCAUCCUGGAGCAUCUUUGCUUACAUUUGGCUGUACCUCAUCCUUGCUGUCUUUUCGCCAGGGGUGGUAAAAGUCUGGGAGGCCUUGCUGACCCUCGUCUUCUUCCCUGUCUGUGUGGUUUUUGCCUGGAUGGCAGACAAACGCCUCCUCUUCUACAAAUACGUCUACAAGAGGUACCGGACGGAUCCGCGCAGUGGAAUCAUUAUUGGAACUGAGGGUGAGUUCCCAAAGGGGAUAGAGAUGGACGGCAACUUCAUGGCCAAUGAUCAUCGAGAAAGCGUCUUCGUGGAUGGAAGCGUGGCCGCCGUGCCACCUGCACCCAUCACUACGCAGGAGGAGAAGGAGCUGGACGAGAGCCGCAAAGAGGUCAUCCAGAUCCUUAAAGACCUGAAGCAGAAGCAUCCAGACAAAGAACUGGAGCAGCUCGUUGAGAUGGCCAAUUAUUACGCCCUCUUGCACCAGCAAAAGAGCCGAGCCUUCUAUCGUAUUCAAGCCACCCGCCUGAUGACCGGGGCAGGGAACAUCCUCAAGAAGCACAUCUCAGAGUACUCCAAGAAGUCCACGAACCUUCUGGAGGUGCCCUCAGAGGCAGAGGUGGAAGAGAACUACAGCAAGAUCUUCUUCGAGCCGUUUAUGUACCACUGCUUAGAGAACUGCGGCUCGGUCACUUUGACUGUGGCCUGCGAGCAGGGCGGCGACACGUACAACACCUUCUACGUUGAUUACAAGACAGAGGAUGGCUCAGCCAAGGCGGGCUCGGACUACGAGUACAGUGAGGGGACACUGAUCUUCAAGCCGGGGGAGACCCAGAAAGAACUGAAGAUCGGCAUAAUUGAUGAUGACAUUUUCGAGGAAGACGAGCACUUUUUCGUGAGACUGCUCAACCUGCGGGUGGGGGACGCGGAGGGCAUGUUUGAGUCAGACUCAGCUGACCACCCCAAGGGGCGGCUCGUGGCACCCUUGGUGGCCACCAUAACCAUUUUGGACGAUGACCAUGCCGGCAUCUUCACCUUCCAGGACAAACUCCUGAGAGUCAGCGAGUGCCAAGGGACCCUGGAGGUUAAGGUGAUCCGAAGCUCGGGGGCCCGUGGGACAGUCAUGGUCCCCUACCACACUGUGGAAGGGACGGCAAGAGGAGGAGGCGUGGACUACGAAGACUCCAGUGGGGAGCUCGAGUUCAAGGACGAUGACACAGUGAAAUCCCUCUAUGUGAAAAUCGUGGAUGUUGAAGAAUACGAGAAGAAAGACAGUUUCUUUAUAGAACUGGGGCAGCCACGCUGGCUGAAACGAGGCAUCUCAGCUCUUCUUCUAAAUCAAGUAGAUGCUGACAAAAAGCUCUCUGCCGAGGAAGAGGAGGCCCGGCGGAUUGCGGAGAUGGGCAAACCCAUCCUUGGGGAAAACUCCCGUCUCGAAGUCAUCAUCGAGGAGUCCUACGAUUUCAAGAAUACAGUGGACAAGCUCAUCAAGAAAACCAACCUGGCGCUGGUGAUUGGCACGCACUCCUGGAGGGAGCAGUUCCUCGAGGCAAUCACCGUGAGUGCCGGAGACGAAGAAGACGAGGAGGAUGGCCGGGAGGAGCGCCUCCCUUCCUGCUUCGACUACGUCAUGCACUUCUUGACCGUCUUCUGGAAGGUUCUGUUUGCCUGCGUGCCCCCCACCGAGUACUGGAACGGGUGGGCCUGCUUCAGCGUCAGCAUCUUGGUGAUCGGCAUGCUGACGGCCCUCAUCGGGGACCUGGCCUCCCACUUCGGCUGCACCGUCGGCCUCAAGGACUCGGUCAAUGCCGUCGUCUUCGUGGCCCUGGGCACCUCCAUACCAGACACCUUCGCCAGCAAAGUGGCGGCCCUGCAAGACCAGUGCGCUGACGCCUCCAUUGGCAAUGUGACAGGUAGCAACGCGGUCAACGUCUUCCUGGGCUUGGGCGUGGCCUGGUCGGUGGCCGCCAUCUACUGGGCCUUCCAAGGCAAAGACUUUGAGGUGCAGACGGGCACCCUGGCCUUCUCCGUCACCCUCUUCACCAUCUUCGCCUUCAUCAGCAUCAGCGUCCUGAUGUACCGCCGCCGUCCGCACAUAGGGGGCGAACUGGGGGGGCCCCGAACCGCCAAAAUCCUCACCGCCGCCCUCUUUCUGGGCCUCUGGUUCCUCUACAUCCUCUUCGCGAGCUUGGAGGCCUACUGCCACAUCGAAGGGUUCUGAACACUCCUGGCCGGAGGGCACAGAAGUGGGGCGGGCCAGGGAAAAGGGGAGGAGGCUAGAGGUUCACGACACUCUGCAAAGAGACCCUCACUGCAGCCCCUCUUCCCACGCCCCCCGGAGCAUCCGUUUGUACCACAAAUCUCUCUCUUAGCUGCCAGCCCCGGUUUUUCGAGCAUCUCUGGCAGAGGGCGGGGGUUAUUUUUUAACGUAACCUUCCCCCUUCUGCAGCAAACAUUCCAACAGUUUUUGUGUGCGUAUAUGUGGAAGGCCUGCUCCCCCCACACUGCAGACCUGAGUACUGGGUAUUAAAACCGACGGGAACAGGGCUUCCCCCCCGCCCCAAUUUGCCUCCUCGCUUGGCUGAAGGAACUGCUGGUGUGUCGACUAAAUUGCUAUCCAGGGAUCCGACAGCUCUAACCCAGCCAGGACCCCAGAAUUUGGAAGAAGCAAGAACCUUGUUCCAUCAAAGGUUUUGUAAAAAGUGUUGCCUCCCCCCCUCCUUACUGUAUUUUUGAAUGGGGGGCCCCGGGACACGCGGAGUGGGGUGUGGAGAUGCUAGAGAGGGACAGUAUCAGGAACGAGGUGGGGUUUUACUGUUUAUUCUCUCUCUGUC